AUCAGCAUCAGGUCAAAUAAUAAUCAUGGCGGAAAAUUUCUGUCAAAAGCAGCUAGAGACCUCGACGUUUUUCCAGGAAUCCUUGUGAAGCGAUCCAACGAUACGUCUACGAUGUUGUGGUUUGCAUAAGCGGACUGCACGGAAAUUGGAUCGAAUUAGGAGGAGACUUGUCAGCGGUACAAGAUGGCUUCCGGGGCAAACGUUGGGGAAGUUGUUGAUAACGGGGACUCUGGCGAAGGGACGUCGAGCAGCACGAGGAAAAAGCCUAGAGAGUCGACUGGCGAGGAGAGCGACGAGGAUGAAAAGGAAAAGGAAAGGCAAGACAGACUCAUGUCGUUGGACGGCACAGGAGCAAAACCUGUCGGUGGGGCACUGGGAAUCCAAAGAAACAAGUCGGAGCGAGAGCGAAAGAUUGGACAUCGGAGAGUUGGCGUUGGCGGAGAAAUCACGUACAAAAAAAUCCAAACGACGCAAAUCAUGGGUUCCAUUCAGCUGGGGAUCCAGCACGCGAUUGGAGGACUGGCGUCCAAGCCAGAGCGUGAUUUGCUCAUGCAAGACUUUAUGACUGUGGAAACCACUAAUUUUCCAAGUGAAGGAUCCAACCACACUCCGGCACACCAUUAUUCAGAAUUUAAGUUCAAAACUUAUGCCCCAAUAGCGUUUAGAUACUUUAGGGACUUGUUUGGCAUCCAGCCAGACGACUUUUUGAUAUCCCUUUGUAAUUCUCCAUUGCGGGAGUUGUCAAAUCCAGGUGCUAGCGGCAGUAUUUUCUACCUCACCACCGAUGAUGAAUUCAUCAUCAAAACUGUUCAACACAAAGAGGGCGAAUUUCUGCAAAAACUCCUUCCUGGAUAUUACAUGAAUCUGAAUCAGAAUCCGCGGACACUGUUGCCAAAAUUCUUUGGUCUUUACUGUUACCAAUGUAAUUCUAAAAAUGUCCGGCUUGUAGUGAUGAAUAACUUGCUUCCAUCGUGGGUAAAAAUGCAUCAGAAGUAUGACUUGAAAGGGUCCACAUACAAAAGAAAGGCUUCAAAGUCCGAGAGGUUAAAAAAGUCUCCAACCUACAAGGACCUUGACUUCAUGGAGCACCACCCUGAUGGGAUCUACCUGGAGGCUGAUACGUACAGCGCUCUGAUAAAGACAAUACAGAGGGACUGUCGGGUGCUUGAGAGUUUCAAAAUCAUGGAUUACAGCUUACUAGUAGGCAUUCACAACCUAGAUCAAGCAACGAGAGAAAAGAUUGAGCAGAAAAACGAAGAGAAACUCGCAGCUGAGAAGUCAAGGGCUGAGAAACCAGCGGUGGACGAAGAGCCUGCCGUGUCUGUGGCUGCUCCUAGUGGAACUUCUUUGAAUAGAAGUAGAUCCAUUAAUCGACAGAGACUGGUUGCCCAUUCCACAGCUAUGGAGAGUAUUCAGGCUGAGAGUGAACCAAUUGAUGAAGAGGACGAUGUACCGCCUGGCGGCAUCCCAGCAAGAAACGCAAAGGGAGAACGGUUACUUUUGUAUUUAGGCGUCAUUGACAUUCUUCAGAGCUAUCGGCUACAAAAGAAACUGGAGCACACAUUCAAAUCAAUAAUUCACGACGGGGACACGGUCUCUGUCCAUAGACCUGGCUUCUAUGCGCAGAGAUUCCAAGAUUUCAUGGCGAAAACUGUCUUCACCAAAAUCCAGUCCCUGGACUUGCCUGCCAUUAAGGGUAACCAUCGCAAGUUCCGUACCCUCGUGACAAGCUAUAUAGCUUUAAAGGAUAUGUUAGCUUUGAAGCAUUCCCCAUCCAAGCGCAAGAGUCUGAACCAGGCGCAGCAGCCGGUCAGUUUGGUUCAGCGCGUGUUGAACGCAAACAGGGCAGCGCAGGAGGACGCCGGCACUUUCGCAGCCGCCGACAACUCUCCGCCGUCCGAAGAGGUCAAAAGUCCGACCGAGUCGACGGCCAGCGUGGCCGCAGCGACGCCCGCGGCAGCCCCCUCAGCCGCCGCUGUCGCAUCCACAGCGCCCGCUGCCGUGUCCACUGCUGACCAAGGCCAUCAUGGUGCUUCAAGUCAGACCACAAGCAAGCCUGCGAGUCCAGUGACACCCAGUCCCAUUCCGACCUCCCUGUACUCGGAGUCGCCGAUGGCAGCCGGCUCAACGUGUUCGUCGGCGCACAACUACCCUGCCGUGCUGAAGGACCGCCCGAAGAGCCGCGUGCCGCCACCGGUGCCGCCGCGCUCGCCGAACCGUGGCGGCGGCCGCCACAUGGCGCAGCACCACCUGCACCAACGGCCCGGAGGACAUACUGGGAGUUUGCAUCUUUCAUCAGAAGGCUAUGGGAGUGGGACGGAUGAAAAUAGUAGUCAAUCACCUAGACACGUGUCGAUAUCCGCCAGUCACGUCCUCGUGUCAAGAUCUUCAGCCUACCACCGAGAGGACAACAUUAGGAUACAGAGAUUCCGCACGCUGAACCAACGAACCUAUUCUAGUGUAAGCGAAAUGACCAACAAGUCGUCCUCGCUGAGCGUCGAGUCAGCUGGCUCCGGCCAUCGGUCCAACAUCACGUGGACGCCACCCGCGUCCGUCGAAGGCAGCACCCCCACUUGGACUGAAGGCACCCCCUCGUUCACCGAGUCCUCCAGCAGUGGAGACCUUGAGGGCCACUUCCGCGGCAGUUUUCAUUCGUCUUCGUCGAGAGGCUCUCGAAGUGGUCGGAGCAGUGCCACCGGUUGCCCCACAACACCAGCCAGAAGUUUGAACCAUAGCAGAGGUGGAAGUGAAGGAGGUGCCCAAAGUGUUGCUGACGACUUUGACGACCUGGACGACGACGCAGCUGAAAUUGGAUUCUACCGGGGUCGAGUGUGAAGAUCGAAUCCACUUCUGCGGGCUUCCACUCCCUUCGACUAACAAGCACAUUCAUUCCUUUCGCUUUGCCACUCGACGACAAACUGACCCUGUGUACCACCUAUCCAAGUUCUGCCACUCACACAGUCAGCGGCUCUAAUCAAUACUUGCAAUAUUAACUCCAGCCUCUCUAGUACCGUUACGAAACACACACACACACACGCAUUACUAACAAAAAUAUCAGACGAACAAAGUAAUAUUCACAUUAAUAAAUGACUGUUGAUCUCAUUGUAUGGGAUUCGCUUAAAUAUAUGAUAUAUUAUACUAUAGUGGAUGUUAUAUAUGAUACCUAUCGGAGGUUAUAUUCAUCUUUUGAUUCGCUCGAUCGUUUCCACUCUUCUACCGAGUAAUUUGGUGUGUGACAAUAUUUUGAAAUGCUCACUUUUUCGUCGUCGCGACCGAAAAUCGUUUUGAUUUUCCUAUAUAUAACAUAAUGCUAUAUAUUAUAUGGAUUCCGAGCGUAAUAACAAUUGCUACACUACACACUACUCCUCCAAGUCUAGCCGAACAGUUGUUUCCGUCACUGCGAUCUCCGAGUACAUUACAUGUUGCUUGUGCUGGUCUCUCGUUUGUCCACGUGUUUUGCAUAACAUUGACGAAAUCGUGCCUAUUUAAGUGUACUUGGGCCUCGUCUCGACGACGACCUGGCCACGCCGCGUCUAAUCUAAAUCGAAUUUAAUUUCACCUUGGUCGAUCAGCCGUGUCAGCUACAUUCAAGAGGAACUGGAAAAAGUUCAAUUUUAAGAGUGCCAAUCGAUUGCUGAGGGUCGAAUUAGGAUUGCUAUAUUCGAAAAUUCAACAUGACGUGUUAGGUACUUGCAAAAUCGCAGAAAGGUUACUUUGGCGGUUGUAUUUGUCUGAAAAAUGCCACAAGAACGGUUCUCUUUUGACCUGAUUCAAAUUGAUCCUCAGGAAUCGAUUGGUUCUGUCAUCUUGUGCUACUUAAAAAAAGAAGAAAAUAAUUAGUGGAGUGGCCAGGUUUGUUUUUGAAUUCAAAGCUCGAGGUCGGCGGCCCGACGAGCCUCCUUGGCCGUUGAUUAUUCAAGGGAAUACAUAGCUCAGGCUCCGUAGUGAUUCGGUUCUUUCAUUCUCACUACGUUAGUUUGCGGGGCCACGGCUAUUUUGAUAACUCGUAUGUGGUGUACUACAAAAUAAUAGAUAAAAAGAGAGAACUCCCUAAGUGAGAUUAGCUUCGUUAGCCAGUUGCAAAUGUUGAUCGAUUGCGUUUUUCAAAUGUUAUAUUGUUGAAUGAAUCGUAGACUUGAGGUUAAUUAACGCAUACUACUAUAAAACUAAAAAUACGGGACCUAUAUUAACGUGGGAAGGCGUAGUGGACAUAUAUAGUGAAAACUGUUGCUGAGAAAAACCCCGGCCAACGGCGUGCGUUAGCAACCGAAAACUUGUCUCCCUCUCUUUUCCCUCUCUUUCGACACGCUACUCGUGUUUGUUGAACAAAUUCUUGUCGCUUUUCUGGACCGUGGUAGUCAAUGUUAUGCCCUCGAAAGUGAUGUUGUACCAUAUCUACCGCAUAGGCAUGUCAUCAGUGUUCACCGUUCAGUUCGCUCUGGCAAACUCGAAAUGCGACCAAGAAAUAAAUCCAAUAUAUUACAUUUGAUUUGGAUUUAUAAAAUCCAAUUUGUUAAAUAGCGGGAGUAAAAAUUUAAAAUAAAAAAAUGUGACUGCCAGUACUACUAGAAUCUUACUUUUGACAGUGCCAAUCGAUUUCUGAGGGUCAGGUAGCCGUAUCACUUGGUCGACAUUUUGUCACGACGUGCCAAAAAUGAGCGGAAAAGUUACUUUGGCGGUUUUUAAUCUUGAUUGGUCGCCGUUCAGACCAUAAACCGCCAGAGUGUCGGUUUUUACGUUUCCAGCACGUUGUGUCGAAUUUUUGACUAGCCCAACCCCAAGUCAACCCUCAGUAAUCAAUUAGCUUUGUAAAAAGUUAUAUUCCAGUGCUACUUGAAAAAAUUAAAAUUUUUCAAUACAAUUGCCUUUCACGCUCGAGGUUGUUCUUCGAUUUGCCGGCGAAAUUAAUUCAACUUGAUCGGGUUCUAAUUUUCCUACGGGCCGUGAGAAACGUAGGUCAUUACUGGUUGUUGAAAUCUUGAUGUAUCCGUGCGCCUACUCUGAAUUGCAAGCAAACAACUAACACGGGAAAUAAUGCUCUGUUGAAUUGAUUUACCUUGUCAGUGUGUUCACGAAAACUGUUAUAACCAAAUUACAAUAAAGUUUAAGAAAAUAUACUAACCGCACGUUUUUGCCUGUACUCGAACCCGAGCAUGAUGAUUGAAAAACCAACCAUUUUCUUUUGCAGACGCACUUGUGAGCGAACCCUGAGGCAACUACUGUAGCGAGACCCGCGAAAAUGUUGAUUUUCCUUUUUUUUCUGCGCGCAGGACACAACCUAGUUUUCUCUAUUUUUUGUUUUGGUUGAUUUGGAAUUGAUUCGAUCUCAGUCAAACUGCUACUUGAUAUAUUUUGUUGAACCCACCUCUUUUGUUGUGUAAAUAAUGAACACCGCACUACUUUGACAUUCAUACUGUGUAAAGCGAGAGCCACAUCACAUAUUGUAAUUAUGCGAUACAGCUCUCUUUGUUAUUGUUAUGCGUCCAUUCCUGUUUGUACUAUUUAUUUUAUUAAUUAGUGUAAAGAUGAAACGUAUCGAUGUAUAUUGUAAAAUAAAAACAACGCAAAAUGUUACGAAAAAAA
Molecule: messenger RNA, 5583 nt
Organism: Cloeon dipterum
Lineage: Eukaryota; Metazoa; Arthropoda; Insecta; Ephemeroptera; Baetidae
Product: phosphatidylinositol 4-phosphate 5-kinase type-1 alpha-like
Exons: 20
Coding region: 184-2835 (883 amino acids)
Biological process (GO): phosphatidylinositol phosphate biosynthetic process
Cellular component (GO): plasma membrane
Molecular function (GO): 1-phosphatidylinositol-4-phosphate 5-kinase activity
Source: RefSeq, a predicted model, not a curated record